GGCCAUUUUCCCUUUCCGAGCUCCCGAUUGUUGCUCCUUAUGCGUCCCGCUCUUGCUCAUCCGUUACCGUAGGGGAGUCACGUCGAUAGCUCAGAGUCGCGGCGUGACCUACCCUAGAUUCCGGCGUCGAGCUUCGACGCCGGCUGAGCCAGGGUGUCUCACGACGAGCCAGCGUGUCUCACGGCGCUGAAUCAGCGUUGUGGUAGCGAUGGCGGGAUAUGAGCCUCCGCCGUUUAGAGACGGUAGCAGCGGGCGAUCAGGCAGCACGGAUCUGCACACCGAUCUGUACGCGUUAUUGCACGUCUCGCGGGACGCGUCUGACGAUGAGCUGAAACGCGCGUAUCGCCAGCUCGCUUCGGUGUACCACCUGACAAGAAUAAUCCUCGUUAUCCGCUCUCCUCGUUACGUGUUACAGAUGCAAGAUGUCGCCAAGGAUCACUUUCAGCGGAUCCGAUCCGCCUACGAGGUUUUGUCCGACCCGGCCAAGAGGCAGGUGUAUGACCUGUACGGCAUAGAGGGCGUGGUGUCGGGCAUGGAGCUAGGCCCACACCUGCGCACGAGGCAGGAGAUACGGGAGGAGUGGGAGCGGGCGCAGAGGAGGAGGGAGGAGCUGAAAGCGGCGAUGCGCACCCAGCACUCGUCCUCCAUGCUGCUGUCUGUCACUGCUGCUGAUGCCCUGGCGUCAGGAUUUCAACGCUUCCCCAGAAUCACAGGUAUGCACAUGUCAACCCAAGUCCAAGCGGCGCUAUCCGACAAGGACACGUUAGUCCUGGGCGGCUCCAUGCUCAUGAGGCGCGUGGCGGGGGGCGGCUCCAUGGUGGCGGUGUUUCGCAGACAGAUGGAUGCAUACCAGACGGCCGAGCUGGUGGCAGUUGUUGGGAUUCGAACCCAGCUCACUCUGUCUACUGCACGACAAGUGUCGCCGUCCGUGAAGGCGACGGCAGGGGUGACGUGGCAUGCUGAUGAUGGCUCGCUGUCAUUGGCCAAUUCGUGGACGUCCCAGAUCACAGAAUCCACUGCAGCAUCUAUCAACAUUGGGUUGGGAGCCGAUGGAGGUGCAGGAGUGGGGUGGCACACACAAAAGGACAAGAAUAAUUUCAAUGCAGAGCUUAAAGUGGGAGCAGGUUUGUCCUCAGGGGGCCUCACAGCGACCUUCGUCAGAAGGUUCUCAGAACAUUCAUCAGGGAGAAUACACGGCAGGCUGGGAACCACAGGAGCAGACGUGGAGGUGGGUGGCAGCAGGAAGAUAUCGGACAACAGCUCUUUGGGGUUCUUUGUCACCAUGGGGCUCCAGGGCACACUAUGGAAGGUUCGCUACUCUCGAGGCGGCCAGAAGGUCACUGUGCCUAUUCUCCUCUCCCCCACUCUACGACCAGCCAUCAGCGUUCCGGCCAUUCUCAUUCCCUCGGUCACAUACGCUGUCCUUAAGCAUUGGGUGUUCAGCCGGUGGAAACAGAUCCGGGAGGCUCGGCAGGACCGGGAGGUUCGGCAGAAGUCAGCUAAGCAGGUCUGGGAGUCCAUGGCUGAGGCUCGGCAGCUCCAGGACAUGAUGACCCCGGUGGUAACCAGACGGGUAACCGCGUUACAGCAGCGGCAAAACGGCAACGCUCUGAUGAUCAUAUCGGCGAAAUACGGACGCCUGGGAGGAGCUGGGGGGGAAGGAGAGAGGGAGAGUCGAAACGAGAGCACGAAUAGUGGCAAUGGCAGUGGCAGUGGUGGUAGUGGUAGUGGUAGUGGUGGUGGUAGUGGUGGGAGGGAAGGGGAAGGGAGAAGAGCUGCAUCUGGAAUUGGCUCGAUGUUUGAGAGAAUAGGCGGGCUGCUCAGGAGAGGUUUGGGAGGAAUCGGAGGGGGAGGAGGAGGAGGAGAGGAGGGAGUGGGUGGGAGUGAGAAUGAGGGUUGGGAUGAGGAUGAGUGGGAGGAGGGGGAGGGGGGAGGCGAGAGGGUGGUGCUGCCUCCUGCAGUUUGGGAUGUGCGCAUUCCGCUGCAAUUCCUUGUUGAUGAUGCCAGCAACACACUACAGCUCCAUGAAGGGGUGAGCAAGAAGGGCAUCAUGGGGUUCUGUGACCCCGCACCAGGACUGCCCAAGAAGCUGCGAGUGGGAUACUCGUACCGGGGGGAGGAGAGGGAGGUUACUGUCAAUGACCUGGAUGCGCUCUCAUUGCCCCUACCCUCAAGAUCCCCAUCGUAGCUGCGAGGGUCCUUAUCUUUCCACAUCGACGAUUGAUACACUGUACCCGAACACAUACCCUGUCAUACAUCUUCGGAUUUUUCUGCGAUUUGACGGUGGCUUGGCAUAGAAGCUUAGCGUAGAAAUUGUUGUGAUAAAUGAAGUUUUGCAUUCCUGCAAGUUCCGUUUUCUGUGUAGUUAGCAGUAUCAAGUUUCUCAUUAAGCAUCCAUGCCCGAGUGCUGAUGUCAGCAAAGCAUCGCGCGUCUCUGGAUGACAUCAGCAUACCGAUUCAGUUACGCGAUUAGGCGUAACGAGUCGUUUCAGUCACGCGAACAGUCGUGACCCUAUAGUAUGACGAAUAGGUCGCAUAGCGCGCAACUAGCCGAACAGGUACUUUCCCUAGAGCUAGAAAUCCUCGUAAUGC
Molecule: messenger RNA, 2592 nt
Organism: Closterium sp. NIES-67
Lineage: Eukaryota; Viridiplantae; Streptophyta; Zygnematophyceae; Desmidiales; Closteriaceae
Source: the annotation of a GenBank genome assembly